AUGCUGGAAUUAACGACAGCCUCUCUCUUGGAAUUUCUCUUUCUAGGGGUUCUCUCUAUUUUUGUUUGUACCUGGGUUCUCUCCAAUAUCCGCUUCCGCCUUGACACCGCCAAAUACCAUGCGCGGGGAAAGGGAGAAAGCUCGCUGGUGCGUGUGCCUUUGAAGCCUUAUUCUCUUCCAUUCCUCGGUUCGGCUUUGAGUUUUUUUGACAAAAAGAUUGGCCGAUUCUGGAGCUCCCUGCAGCAGGUUUGCAAGUCAUGGAACCUCCAGGCCGUAUCAAUACUCCUUGCCGGCGUGCGAACGCACAUCUUCUUCGCGCCGGCCAACAUCCUCAUAGUGUUUCGAGCCAAGAACCUGACUCGCCACAAACACGCGCGCCAAUUGGCUAUUAAUGUUUUGGGUAUGACGGCUGACCAGGCGGCCAGGGCCUUUCCGGAGUUCCUGGACCCCAAGACCAACAUUACGCUAGAGCGCGUUCACACUGAAUACCUGCUGGCACAGGGACCUGUCACGACCCUGACCAACAAGUUCAUGGAAUGCCUGUUAAAAAGCACUUCUGAAAAUGUAGGCAGCGAGGAUGGGUCCGAGGUCGAACUCUAUUCUUGGAUCAAGGCGAUGCUCUUCGAUGGCUCCAUCACAGCGCUUUUUGGAUCCAAGCUGCUGGAGAUGCAUCCGGAUUUGCAGGAUGAUUUCUGGAUCUGGGAACAAAACCUCCUUACCCUCCUGUUUGGUACCCCAAAGCUCUUUGCGUGCCAGGCAUAUGAGUCUCGCGACCGUCUUUUGGUCAAGUUGGAGGCAUGGCUGGCGCACGGAUACAAGCACACCGCUGAACUAGACGACUCUGUGGAUUGGGAGCCGUACUUUGGGGCCAGAAUCAUGCGGAAGCGGCACGAGUACUAUAACCAGCAAAAGCUCAGUUUAUCCAGCCAGGCGGGCAAGGAGAUGAUUUUCCUCGCAGGCAUUCUAUCCAAUGCCAUCCCCACUAUUGGCUGGCUCUUAACACACCUCUUUUCACCCACCAGCGAUUCAGAGCUCUUGCCGCGAAUCAGGGACGAGGUGAUGACAUGCCAGCGAGAAGAUGGCUCUAUUGACAUGCGAGUCCUCACACGCCUGCCACUGCUCAACUCGACCAUCAACGAAGUACUGCGGCUUUACAUUGACUUGUUGAUUAUUCGACAAGUGGAAAAGGGUCUGGUCAUCAACGGACUGCAGGUUCAUCAAAACGACCAAAUCAUGGCGUCUUCCUGGAUGGCGCACAGGCACCCCGACAACUUCACCAAUCCCGAAGUCUUUGACGCCGAGCGGUUUCUUCAGGAUGAUCCGAAAUCUGGGGGGCAUACAGCUUCCACCUCUGGACUUGGUGGCAAGUAUUUUCCUUUCGGGGGUGGGCAUCACAUGUGCCCAGGCAAAAAUUUUGCCAGACAAGAAAUUCUCGGCACCGUUGCCGUCUUGUUGCUGAACUUUGACGUAACCUUCCUUUCCUUUAUUGAGCGUCAAAGCGGUGUCCUCGAGCGCAAGGGUUCUGAUCCGAAGCAUUUUCCCAAAAUGAUCAAGGCUCUACCAGGUAACCAGGUCAUGGGGCUUGAUGGAGACUUGCUGGUUAAGAUUAAGAAAAAGAGCUCCAAAGAUAUAUGA
Molecule: messenger RNA, 1635 nt
Organism: Akanthomyces muscarius
Lineage: Eukaryota; Fungi; Ascomycota; Sordariomycetes; Hypocreales; Cordycipitaceae
Exons: 2
Coding region: 1-1635 (544 amino acids)
Molecular function (GO): steroid hydroxylase activity; oxidoreductase activity, acting on paired donors, with incorporation or reduction of molecular oxygen; iron ion binding
Source: RefSeq, a predicted model, not a curated record